GGUUGUACAAUGCACAUCUUUGAAACCACCUCUGGGAAGAUGAAGCUUCCACUAGCAGCGGUUUGGUUUGGAAUGCGCUUGUUUUAAGAAUACCUGGGAAUUUCUACCCAUAUUUGCCUAUUCCAACAUAAAUCAGAGAACAAUGAGUUAUUUUUAUUUUUUGUAUAUUUUCACACUACGUAACAAUUUUUCUUCCUUCUCGUUUUGUUCAAUGGGAAAAACUUGAGCCAGUGGUGUAGCUGAUUCUUACUUCAUCACAUUCCUCUACUGAGCCAAAUUCUUGAAACCACGUCCACAGUACAUCUAUUUUUGUGUGUUGGUUGUUGGGUUUUUUUUUCUUUUAUGUGACAUAUGUCACUUUUUGAGUGUUUUUAACUAUUCUGGUUUGAACCUGUGCUCUUGUGUUGCUGAGUAGUCAUAGAAUCACUCAAGGAAUUAAAGAAUUUCAGCCUUAGAAGAUGACUCAUAUGCUUCAGCAACAUUUUUAUGGCUGUGCUUGGCUCAUUAAUACAGGAGUUUAACAGUAGUAAUAUGAGGUAUUGCAUUAAUUGUUGCAUACAUUUAUUACCAAAUGACUUGCACAGACAGUGUUUCAGAUGCCGUGGACCUAAUCAUAAUAACCAGAAGUGUCCUGUUUGCAAAGGAGAAAAUAAGAUCCCUUUGUACACCGAUAGCAAGCAGAUGAAGUUGCUUGCAGUUCUGGAAGUAAGGACUGAUCACAGUGAAAGCUGGAAUGGAUUUUUCUGCUUGAGGAAGGGGAAACUAUGCAGCUUAAUAUUUGGGUUGAUUAUAAUGACUCUAGUGAUGGCAUCCUACAUACUGACUGGAGCCAAGCAUGGCCUGUUGUUAAUCCCAUCUCCCUUCCAUUACGGAGCUUUUACUAGCAAUCCAAGCCUAAUGGACAAUGAAAGCCUUAGUGACAUGAAAGACCAUUACCAGCCUUCUAAAAUGAAUAUUUCAUAUGUAAAGGAUUAUCCAAGCAUUAAAUUAAUUAUUGACACUAUUACUUCAAAGAUAGAGUUUAUAACGAGACAGCGCCCUGAUUUAGAAGAGCUGAGGAAACAAGAACCACAUAUGUUUUCAGUAAUUCCUAAUAAAUUCCUUCCAAAUAGCAAGAAUCCUUGUUGGUAUGAAGAGUACAGAGGAAACACAACCACAGAUCCUUAUGCAACAAACUCCUAUGCACUGUAUUCAAAGCGCUUUCGAACCAUAUUUGAUUACCUCAGGAAGGUAUUUUGGAACCACUUGUACCAUUAUAAAGACAAACACUACCGCCUGCGCUGUCUCCCCCAUUUCUACAUCAUCGGUCAGCCCAAGUGCGGGACAACGGACCUGUACGACCGGCUCAGGCUGCACCCUGAUGUUCGGUUCUCAGCAAUCAAAGAGCCACACUGGUGGACGAGAAAACGGUUUGGAAUCAUUCGUCUGAGGGAUGGAUUUCAUGAUCGCUACCCAGUGGAAGAUUACCUUGACCUGUUUGAUUUAGCAGCACAUCAGAUUCAGGGUGUGCUGCAGAGCGAAGCGGCAAAAGAACGCGGCAAGAUGAACAACAUCAUAAUUGGUAGGGCAAAUACAGCCUCUGAAAUAUGUCUCUGCAGCUCCAG
Molecule: messenger RNA, 1604 nt
Organism: Pelecanus crispus (Dalmatian pelican)
Lineage: Eukaryota; Metazoa; Chordata; Aves; Pelecaniformes; Pelecanidae
Source: RefSeq, a predicted model, not a curated record